Messenger RNA from Culex quinquefasciatus (southern house mosquito), 1738 nucleotides. Its product is annotated as annexin B10. Lineage: Eukaryota; Metazoa; Arthropoda; Insecta; Diptera; Culicidae. The coding region runs from base 188 to 1153 and encodes 321 amino acids. The record is from RefSeq and is a predicted model, not a curated record. The transcript is spliced from 4 exons. Gene Ontology annotation, cellular component: cytoplasm. Gene Ontology annotation, molecular function: calcium ion binding; calcium-dependent phospholipid binding.
CACCAUCAUCGUACAAUAUUUAGUUGAGAUUCCUUCACUGCGUCAGUCAGAUCGGUACUCGGUGCGCGUCGUCGUCAUCAGUUUUGCGGUGAACUUAUUAAAAACGCUUGAGAUAAAUUAAGCGUAAUUGUGCGGGUUUAAGCCAUUCUUAGCUGAUUGUGAGUACGACUUGAGCCUAAAGCCAAAGAUGUCCUGGUAUUAUACUCCCAAGCCGACCGUGGUGCCGGUGGAAGGCUUCGACGCCUCGGCCGAUGCGAACGCGCUCCGGGCCGCGAUGAAGGGCUUCGGAACCGACGAGCAGGCCAUCAUCGACAUCCUGUGCGCCCGUUCCGCCGACCAGCGGACGCAGAUUCUCGAGACGUACGCCAGCGAGCUUGGGCGGGACCUCAUCGAGGACCUCAAGUCCGAGCUGGGCGGAAAGUUCGAGGACGUGAUCGUGGCGUUGAUGAUGCCCGCCGACAAGUUCCUGUGCAAGCAGCUGCGCAAAGCCAUGGACGGAAUCGGCACCAACGAGGACGCCCUGAUCGAAAUUUUGGCCCCGCAAACCAACGAGGAAAUCAAGCGGAUCGUCGAUUGCUACGAGGAGAUGUACAACCGCCCGUUGGCCGAGCAUCUGUGCAGCGAAACUGACGGAAGCUUCCGGCGUCUGCUCACGAUGAUCAUUGUGGGAUCGCGCGAUCCCCAGGGUACGGUCGAUGCCGAUUUGGCCGUCGAGCAGGCUACGGCGCUGUUCGAAGCCGGCGAGGGUCAACUCGGCACGGACGAGAAGACUUUCUACAGCAUAUUGGCGCACGCCAGUUUUGACCAGCUGGAGCUGGUGUUUGAGGAGUACAAGAAACUCUCGGGCCGUACGAUCGAGCAGGCGCUGAAGGACGAGCUGAGCGGAGAGUUGUACGACGCGUUGAGCGCGAUCGUCGAGUGCGUCCAGAUGGCGCCCCACUACUUUGCCAAGCGGCUGCACAAGGCCAUGGACGGGGCAGGAACGGACGACGGUAGCUUGAUCCGCAUCAUCGUGGCCCGGUCGGAGAUUGACCUGCAGAACAUCAAGGACGAGUUCGAGCAGAUGUACAACAAGACGCUGAUCAGCGCGGUUCGGGGUGAAACCUCCGGUGACUACAAGCGUGCCCUGUGCGCCCUGAUUGGCGAAGCCUAAGCGCGGUCAACGGAAAUUUUAACCUUUCACAUUCGCUAUUUAUAUUAAAUACAUGGUGUCGAACUAUUUACUCUCAAUUAUUGUAUACACAUUCACACUAAAGAAUCGAUAUUUAAACCGUAAAUUAUACUGUUGCGAGCACAAAAAAAAACAAAAACACACGCGAGCAGCGCGAGAUUGCAAUUGAAUUGGAUGUUUUCGUGUUGAAAUUUAGAGUUGGACUAGUUUAGCGGCAGCGUGUUAAGUUACAUUUUACAAUCUUCCCCAAGCAGACAAAUCGCGCUCGAGCAGUAGUAUUGAAGAAUCUCAACCCAUACAAUUACGCAGCAUUUAAAUAGAUAACAGGAUCAAAUCCGUGACAGAAGCGAGAUCUGGCUUUUUUUUAAAACUACAAGUUUUUGUUUUGUAUUAGAAGUGCGAUUAGCGUUGAAUUAAGACGCAGGUGAGGCCUUACAGCAGAAAAGUUUUCGUUUCAAAAGUUUAACAUUUGCACAAGAAACAAAAAAAUGUUUGCAUCUUGAUGUAGUAUUUAUAUUGGAAUAAAGAUUGUCGACGAAAAGCGCGAUGCUUUCGCUUUGAAUGGAA